AUGAGAAUGCUCUACAAUGCCUUAAUUCGCACCCACCACAUCACCUCGCGCAAGAAGGUUGCCGCCCUCAAACGCGCGGCCGACGCCCACCAAUGCUACGUGCUCCUGCGCUCCGGCGGCUGUCCGGGCAUUAUGUACGUUGAGGGCCAGGACAAGGGGCAUGUCGAGGCGUGGGUGGGGGUCGUGCGUAAGCUGCAGUACAAGGAUUUUCAGCUGGUCACGCGGCCGGGUGCGGUGGCGCCGGAGCGCGGUGAUGUGGUGAGGGAGAAAACGGAGGGGAAAGAGUGGGAUUUGGAUGCGGAUUUGGAUCUGGAUCUGGAUCUGGAUCGCGGGUUGGUGGAGGUGGACAGUGUGAAGGAGUUUGGCGGUUGUAUGGCGAGGCGGGGGGUGUGGAAUUGGUGGAGGCGCGGGAUGGGGUAUACGUGA
Molecule: messenger RNA, 426 nt
Organism: Penicillium canariense
Lineage: Eukaryota; Fungi; Ascomycota; Eurotiomycetes; Eurotiales; Aspergillaceae
Exons: 1
Coding region: 1-426 (141 amino acids)
Source: RefSeq, a predicted model, not a curated record